This is a messenger RNA of Theobroma cacao (cacao), 1168 nucleotides long. RefSeq lists its product as uncharacterized. Gene Ontology annotation, cellular component: endoplasmic reticulum-Golgi intermediate compartment; COPII-coated ER to Golgi transport vesicle; Golgi membrane. Gene Ontology annotation, biological process: endoplasmic reticulum to Golgi vesicle-mediated transport. The record is from RefSeq and is a predicted model, not a curated record. Lineage: Eukaryota; Viridiplantae; Streptophyta; Magnoliopsida; Malvales; Malvaceae.
UUCAGCGAGGAGAACAACAACACCCCGUGUAACCAAACCGGCUUGAAUUUUCAACGCAGUGACGUCGGGCAAAAGCUUUUGCGACCAACUGAUACAACAAGAACAACCGACCAACAGAUACUCUAAGAGAUGCAUGAUAAUCGAGGACCCCUGCCUGGAGUGUCAGGACCACUGCUAAAUCCCCCAUCCAGUCCUUUUGGAAAUUCAUUUUAUGGAGCUGGUUCUGGGCUCAUUCGAGGAGGAUUAGGGGCAUAUGGAGGGAAACUUUUUGGGUCAGGCUCUGAUUACGUACAAAGCAAUAUAAGCAAGUACUUCUCUGAUCCUCAAUAUUACUUCCAAGUGAAUGAUCAUUAUGUCAGGAAUAAACUGAAGAUUAUUCUGCUUCCUUUUCUACACAGAGGUCACUGGACAAGAAUUACAGAGCCAGUCGGAGGCAAGCUAUCUUAUAAAGCUCCUGUUAAUGACAUAAAUGCCCCUGAUUUAUACAUUCCAUUUAUGGCAUUUGCUACCUACUUGGUUCUUGCUGGCAUCUCAUUAGGUCUUUCAGGAAAGUUUAGUCCAGAGGCCUUGAAUUGGCAGUUUGUUAAAGGAAUGUUGGGCUGGUUUCUCCAAGUGAUGCUGCUGAAGAUAUCAUUGCUUUCACUAGGGGGAGGAGAGUCCCCAUUGCUUGACAUGAUAGCCUAUGCUGGAUAUUCUUUCACUGGGAUGUGCGUCGCCGUGGUGGCAAGGAUCACUUUAAGCUAUGCAUAUUACUUUAUAGUUCUGUGGAUAUGUUUGUGCAUGGGCACCUUCUUGGUGAAGACAAUGAAAAGAACUCUGUUUGCAGAGAUUAGAAGUUAUGACUCAAGCAGGCACCAUUAUCUCUUGCUCUCCAUUGCCCUUGCUCAGUUUCCUUUAAUCUUCUGGCUCAGCAACACUACUGGGAAUUGGUUUUUCUGAACAACUCAUUGAGGUUGUUCACGCUUGCUUUGAUGGUUCCCGCUGCUGAUAGCAUUUUAUUCUGUCGACAACAUACCUUUGCUUGAUUCUAGCAAUUAAAUUCGUUUAUAUAAGAUAGCAGGAUAAUUCUUUGUAACCCAAAAUUAGUUUUUCCUUGUUUAAUCCAAUCUGCUGUACUAAUCAUUUGACUUAAUUGUGUUUUACACUUAAACUUUUGAUUUCGUAUCCA